Ornithodoros turicata is the source of this 1084-nucleotide messenger RNA. It is a transcript of the gene mRpL46, whose product is annotated as large ribosomal subunit protein mL46-like. The record is from RefSeq and is a predicted model, not a curated record. Gene Ontology annotation, cellular component: mitochondrial large ribosomal subunit. NCBI's taxonomy places the organism in Eukaryota, Metazoa, Arthropoda, Arachnida, Ixodida, Argasidae. The transcript is spliced from 6 exons. Gene Ontology annotation, molecular function: structural constituent of ribosome. The coding region runs from base 19 to 969 and encodes 316 amino acids.
UAUCCAAGUCAAUCAAACAUGGCGGCCGCCACUGUGCGAAGAUUUUCGUUUCGAUCCCUUCUACUGCUUAGGAUACAUUCGCACACAACGUCCGGGAAAAAUGCUCCAGGUAUCUGUCAGAUGCGAUACAACUCAACAAAGUGGCAACUGGUCGGCGCCUUGGCUGUAGAGCGAAAACCUAUUAUAACGAAAGAUAUGAACCCUCUUGAGCUUCGGUACCUUGAGAUGCUGAGACAGAUUGAAGUAGAAGCAAGCCUUUUGUCAGACCACGAACUACAGCUCAAAGAAGAAGAAAGGACGAAAGAAAAAAGCACGGGCGAAAGCAUGCAACUAAAGCUCAAAACAGCACGCGAUUUGGUUGAUCAGUGGAUUGCAGAGUUGAAAAGUUUCAAAUCCGAUUCACGCGUUACUGACAGUGACAAAAGCGGCGACGUACGGACUACUGACCGGAAGCUCGACACGUCGCUACUCUUUGUAACGCACCAGAAGCUCGGCAAGGAAUUCCAGUGGGUGCUCCCGCAAACACCGCAUAGGGACGGGGAGACAUUACGAGAGACUGCAGAGCGAGCAUUGGCAGAAAUUUGUGGCAGCGACGGGAUUGACAUUAAGGCUCUCGGAAACGCUCCCGCUGGCUUCUACAAGUACCUCUACCCAAAAGACAUGCGCAAGGACUUCCUUGGGGCAAAGGUGUUCUUUUUCAAGGCACAGCUCCAGUCAGACCGGUCACUCACGCAGAAAGGGAUACAAAAGCUGGGCCUUGCAGACGACUUUGCUUGGCUGUCGUCUUCAGAACUGGCUUCUCGGCUGCAGCCACGUUACGUAAGAUCUGUGCGGCAAUUCCUCAUGGAGGCAGAAGCUCCAAACGUUAAGCGCCUACUGGAAGACGUGGAUGGAGCUCUGCAACAUUCGUCAGCGACAAGGAGUGAAAGACAGGAAGAAGCACGUGUCCGACAGUCUGCCAAAAAUUAGACUCUGCAGUGAUUAAAUGUCUAGGUAUCCAUUCUUGUAUAGAAUGCCGUCAACAACAUUGUCCAUGGUCAUGAGUUUGUACUGUACUAAAAUAGCAACUACAUGGAAGAUUUGA